Penicillium verrucosum is the source of this 774-nucleotide messenger RNA. RefSeq names its product T2 family ribonuclease. Gene Ontology annotation, molecular function: RNA binding; ribonuclease T2 activity. NCBI's taxonomy places the organism in Eukaryota, Fungi, Ascomycota, Eurotiomycetes, Eurotiales, Aspergillaceae. Gene Ontology annotation, cellular component: extracellular region. The transcript is spliced from 4 exons. Gene Ontology annotation, biological process: RNA catabolic process. The coding region runs from base 1 to 774 and encodes 257 amino acids. The record is from RefSeq and is a predicted model, not a curated record.
AUGUUCCAAUCCCAAUCUCCAAAGGGCAUGCUCGCCCUAGCAGCCAUGGGCCUCAUCACCAGCACAACUGCCAGCCUUGAAACCUGUGCUAGCAGCACUGCCUUCAGCUGCGCAAGCUCCUCUACAGAGCCAACCUGUUGCUUCAACUACCCAGGUGGUGCCCUCCUCCAGACUCAAUUCUGGGAUACCAGCCCAUCAACCGGUCCCGACGAUUCAUGGACCAUCCACGGAUUGUGGCCCGACAACUGCGACGGCACAUACGAGUCGAGCUGUGACUCGAAGCGCGCUUACUCCAACAUCACAGCCAUCCUGCAGGACCAGGACCUCGGUGACCUGGUCGACUACAUGGAUGAGUAUUGGGUUGAUAUCAACGGUGAGAACGAGAGCUUCUGGUCGCACGAGUGGAGCAAGCAUGGUACUUGCAUCAAUACCAUCGAUCCCAGCUGCUAUUCCCGCUACAAGGCACAAGAGGAAGUGGGUGAUUUCUUCCAGAAGACAGUUGAUUUGUUCAAGAGUUUGAAUACGCACAAGGCUCUCGCCGCUGCUGGCAUUACCCCGAGUACUUCCAAGACCUACACCCUCAGCGCGAUCCAGAAGGCUCUUACUACCAUGCAUGGCGCGUCGGUUUACCUUGGCUGCUCUAGUGGCAAGUUGAACCAGGUUUGGUACUUCUACAACGUUAAGGGUAAUGCCAUUGAUGGAACAUACAAGGCUGUUGAUACGCUCACUACUUCUGGCUGCCCAAAGACUGGCAUCAAGUAUUUGCCCAAGUAA